Molecule: messenger RNA, 1196 nt
Organism: Schizophyllum commune H4-8
Lineage: Eukaryota; Fungi; Basidiomycota; Agaricomycetes; Agaricales; Schizophyllaceae
Exons: 7
Coding region: 24-956 (310 amino acids)
Source: RefSeq, a predicted model, not a curated record
AACGCGCUAUCAUCUCGAUGAACAUGGAAGGCUGGCACAAGAUCCAGAGCAGCAUUGGCUCCAUCAACUUUGGCCAGGCGGGCAACAAGCUUGCGAAGGGCUUCAACUCGUCCGUGCAAGCGACCAGGGAGCGCCUCGGUCAGGUUGCUGCAGAUGAGAUCACUGAGCUGCCACAAGAAUACAAGGAUCUUGAAGCCAGAGUGGACGCGCUUCGCGCCGCCCACCUCGCCGUCCUAAAGAUCACCAAGGUGUACGAGGCCGAGACGUACGACUACCCGGUGCACAUCCAAGAGUCGCUCACCGAGCUAUCAACCUCCAUUGGCUUCGGUAUCCAGAACUUUGCUGCGACGAACCUGAAGGGCACAGUCAACGUUCCGCCACCGGUGACGCCUCCGCAGCAUCAGCACAAGACACUGCCGCACGCCCUUGGGAGGGCGGCAACUACCGCGGCGACCACGCUUCAGGACGCUCCCGGUGGCACUGAAGACCGCCUCGCGAAGAGCCUCGGGCUGUAUGCGGCCGGCUGGGACAAGAUUGCGAGCGCAAGGCUUGAGCAGGAUGCAGCUAUCCAGCAGGGCUUCCUUCACCCGUGGCAGACGACUUUGAACACGUCGAUUGCUGUUGCAAUGAAGGCUCGCCAGGCAGUGAAGGCCAGCCGUCUCGAGCUCGAUGCUGCGAAGCAGAGCCUGAAAAACGCGAACCCAGCACGACAGGAGCAUGCUCGUCUAGAGGUCGAGAACGCGGAGGAUGACCUGGUGCAGAAGACCGAGGUCGCUAUCACACUCAUGAAGACUGUCCUCGAGAACCCCGAACCCAUCAAGAAUAUCAAUGAACUCGUCAAGGCCCAGCUGACGUUCUUCGCAUCUGCUGCGGAGGCGCUGAGCACGGUUCAGGGUGAGAUUGAGGAGCUCACUGUCGCUGCCGAGGGCGAGUACAGGAAGACUCGCGACCAGUAAGUCUAACGACGACCAAUUUUAAAGGAAGGACUGUCGAGUAUUUGUUUUCAAAGUCGAUGUACUGAUGUGUACAUUCUGUACAUGUUUGUUCGUUGUUGCUGUAUGCUGCCAUCCGUGUAUCCGUACUCUGAAGGUUUCCUCUAGUCUCCCGUAGGCAGACGUUCGAAGAAGCUUCGCAAUGAGGGAUCGAACGUCUGCUUUCAAUUGACCCCAUGACAUCGUCUCAGCCCCAUAGCAGUC